CGUGCUUGCUCCCAGAUUUGCGUCUCCAGCUUAGACCUUGGUUCUGAGUUACUUUUAUUCUGUCCACGGACUGUAGCCCCGCAUGGAUAGAUAGCUCAUGUAUUUCCAUCUCAGCGAGUUCAGAACUGACGGAUUUCCACCUCACCUCACCCCACCCCUGCUCUUCCUCCAGCGACCCCACCUCAGUUACUUGUGCCACCGUCCACCCUGCCCUGCACCCAAAAGCCUGGACGUCAUCCUUGGCAUCUCCCUUUUCUCAGCUCCCGAACCUCUGAUCCGUAAUCAGGCUCUGGAGCCCACGUCUGUGGCUGUCAAUUCUCACCCUGGACUCUUGCCAUCCUUGUCCUUGUCACCAUCCUCUAACCACCCGCCUGGUCUCUGACCUGGCCGUCUACGCAGGCCUUCCCCAACCCGGUUCCACAGCCCUACCCCCCACCCCCACCUUUCCUUUGGAAUUGCUCAUACUCAUGCCUGCCCCUCCUUCAGAUCUCAGCUUCAAUAAUAUUUCUUCAGAAGUGCAGGGAGAGUCUGCAGCGGUUCUCAACCUGUGGGUCGAGACCCCUUUGGGGGUCGAACGACCCUUUCACAGGGGUCGCCUAAGACCAUCGGAAAACACACAUAUCAUUACAUAUUGUUUUUGUGAUGAAUCACUAUGCUUUCAUUAUGUUCAGUUUGUAACAAAGAAAUUGGGGGUCACCACAACAUGAGGAACUAACUGUAUUAAAGGGUCGAGGCAUUAGGAAGGCUGAGAGCCACUGGUAGUGCUUUCACAUGUGACCUUUUAUGGAACCUUCACAGCCAUCCUAUGAAGUUGUAGAUUUUUCCCAUUUUACAGAAGAGUACAGAAGACUUGAGUCGUUAGUUAAAUUGUGCAAAAUCAUACAGUGGUUUCAGAGACUAUGGAUAUACUCUUCAGAAUCCGAGGAGGCCUUGAUCUAGCUUUUCAGCUAGCUACUGCUAAUGACAUUUUUAUCCAGAAGGCACUAAAACAUGUGUUGAGUGACCUGUCCGCCAAGCUGUCUUCAAAUGCACUGGUGUUCAGAAUCCGCCACAGCUCAGUGUAUGUGUGGCCUAACAGUGACAUGAACACCAUCCCAGGAGAGCUGACAGAUAGCUCUGCUUGUAAGACCUUACUGCGCUUCAUCCAAUUUGAACAGGAAGAAGAUACAAAACGAAAAUUCAUGAGGAAGAAAGACAAAAAGUUAUCAGAUGUGCAUCAAGUAGUAAACAUAGAUCUCAUGCUGGAAAUGUCAACCUCUCAGACCGCCGUAACGCCUGUCAUUGAAAGAGAAAUCGGAGAACACCACUAUGUGACCAUGACGUUGCCGGUUGAUGCAGUUUUACCUGUUGCCCCCAAAGAAGCCUGGGGAGAAGUUCGUAAACUUCUAGUGGAUGCAAUUCAUAAUCAGCUAACUGAUAUGGAAAAGUGCAUUUUGAAAUAUAUGAAAGGAACAUCCAUUGUGGUCCCUGAACCACUGCACUUUUUAUUGCCGGGUAGAAAAAAUCUUGUAACAAUUUCAUAUCCAUCGGGAAUUCCAGAUGGGCAGCUGCAGGCCUACAGAGAGGAGUUACACGAUCUCUUCAGUCUGCCUCAUGACAGACCUUACUUCAAAAGGUCUAAUGCUUAUCACUUUCCAGAUGAACCAUAUCAAGAUGGUUACAUUAGAAAUCCACACGCUUACCUCAGUCCACCCAACAUGGAGACUGGCAUGGUUUACGUGGUCCAGGGCCUGUACGGUUAUCAUCAUUACAUGCAGGAUCGGAUGGAUGACAACGGCUGGGGCUGUGCCUAUCGAUCGCUGCAGACCAUCUGCUCUUGGUUCAAACACCAGGGAUACACAGAGAGGUCCAUCCCAACACACAGAGAAAUCCAGCAGGCUCUAGUUGAUGCCGGGGACAAACCAGCAACAUUUGUGGGAUCACGGCAGUGGAUUGGGUCUAUCGAGGUACAGCUGGUCCUGAACCAACUGAUUGGCGUAACUUCAAAAAUACUGUUUGUCAGCCAGGGUUCGGAAAUGGCCUCUCAGGGACGGGCACUGGCCAAUCACUUCCAGAGCGAAGGAACUCCGGUGAUGAUCGGGGGAGGAGUUUUGGCCCACACAAUACUGGGAGUUGCAUGGAAUGAGAUUACAGGGCAGAUAAAAUUUCUGAUUUUAGAUCCACAUUAUACAGGCGCUGAAGAUCUGCAGGUUAUUUUGGAAAAGGGCUGGUGUGGAUGGAAAGGUCCAGACUUCUGGAAUAAGGAUGCGUACUAUAACUUAUGUCUUCCUCAGCGACCAAGCAUUAUUUAAAACGAGGCCCGGUGCGUGAAAUUCGUGCACUCAGGGACGGGUCCCCUCAGCCCGGCCUGUGCCCUCUUGCAGUCUGGGAGCCCCAUGAUUGAUUGCCCCAAAGAGGUAGACCCCGCACAACCAGCGGGGCUCCAAGGUGGAUCGCCCCCGCAGAGGGAGGCCCCGCCCACCCACUGCAGCCCACUGGUCGGUGGCCUGGUGCUCCUUCUGUGGGUGACCAGUCACAUUGCACCUGCCUUAGCUGGCCUGGCGCCAGUGGGUGUCAUAGUGUGGUCGUCUGGAUGGUCGUUCUGCUGUUCAGCCAUUUGGUUGAUUUGCAUAUUACACUUUUAUUAUUAUAGAUAUCUUGGACUCAAAGACUGUAGUAAAGUUUAUUAUAAAUUUGUUAAUAAAAAAUAAGUUUAAUUUUCAAAUAAA
Molecule: messenger RNA, 2708 nt
Organism: Myotis daubentonii (Daubenton's bat)
Lineage: Eukaryota; Metazoa; Chordata; Mammalia; Chiroptera; Vespertilionidae
Gene: UFSP2
Product: UFM1 specific peptidase 2
Biological process (GO): proteolysis
Cellular component (GO): nucleus; endoplasmic reticulum
Molecular function (GO): deUFMylase activity
Source: RefSeq, a predicted model, not a curated record